UCCAUACAAGACUUCUAUCUUCCAGCUCUCAACAAAUUUUUAAACACUCCAGACAAUACCACUCUUUACUUCAAGUUAAAGCUCCAAAACCCCAAAAAAGACAAGGGUAUUUUUUACGAUCCCGUGAACGUUACAAUAUCCAACAAAUCGAAUACCACCACCUCCUACAUUGGAAGCUACUUGGUUCCCCAAUUCUAUCAAGGGCACAAGAAGACAGCUAGGAAAGACGGCAGCGUUAAGGCUGACAAGGAGGUGCCUGAACGGGCGGCUUUUGUCAACGGGACGGCGGUUUUCAGAGUGAAUUUGGCGACGGCGGUGAGGUUCAAGAUCAUAUUGUGGAAGGCUAAGAGGUAUAGGAUCAUGGUUGCGGCCGAUGUGUUGGUCAACGAUAAUGGCUCAAAAGACCCUGUUGGAAAGAAGAAAAAGAAGGACGUUAAGCUAUAUCUCAAGCUCCAAUGAGCUUGAGGCUUUGUGGAAUUGUGGGAAUUUUGUUGAAUUUUUUGUUUUUAUUUUGCUUAAUUUCUAAUAAAUCUUAAUGCCUUUACAAAUCA
Messenger RNA from Mangifera indica (mango), 551 nucleotides. Its product is annotated as protein NDR1-like. The annotation marks the transcript as partial. Lineage: Eukaryota; Viridiplantae; Streptophyta; Magnoliopsida; Sapindales; Anacardiaceae. The transcript has a single exon. The record is from RefSeq and is a predicted model, not a curated record. Gene Ontology annotation, biological process: defense response to other organism.